Molecule: messenger RNA, 1203 nt
Organism: Homarus americanus (American lobster)
Lineage: Eukaryota; Metazoa; Arthropoda; Malacostraca; Decapoda; Nephropidae
Product: transcription elongation factor SPT6 homolog
Exons: 1
Coding region: 1-1203 (400 amino acids)
Source: RefSeq, a predicted model, not a curated record
AUGAGCGAAGACCAGCUGGGGAACACGGCAGAUGGGAAACACGGCAGAUGGGGAUCACGACAGAUGGGGAACACGGCAGAUGGGGAUCACGACAGAUGGGGAACACGGCAGAUGGGGAUCACGACAGAUGGGGAGCACGGCAGAUGGGAUCACGGCAGAUGGGAUCAGGCAGAUGGAGAACACGGCAGAUGGGAUCACGGCAGAUGGGGAUCACGACAGAUGGGGAGCACGGCAGAUGGGGAUCACGGCAGAUGGGAUCACGGCAGAUGGGGAACGGCAGAUGGGGAUCACGACAGAUGGGGAACACGGCAGAUGGGGAUCACGACAGAUGGGGCGGCAGAUGGGAUCCGGCAGAUGGGGAUCACGGCAGAUGGAACACGGCAGAUGGGGAUCACGGCAGAUGGGGAUCACGGCAGAUGGGGAACGGCAGAUGGGGAACACGACAGAUGGGAACACGGCAGAUGGGGAUCGACAGAUGGGGUAAAAUGCACAUGGGAACACGGCAGAUGGGGCACGACAGAUGGGAACACGGCAGAUGGGGAAACGGCAGAUGGGGUAAAAUGCAUGGGGAACAAGACAGAUGGGGAACACGGCAGAUGGGGAACGGCAGAUGAGGACGCGGCAGAUGGGGAACACGACAGAUGGGAACACGACAGAUGGGAACACGGCAGAUGGGGAACGACAGAUGGGGAACACGGCAGAUGGGGAACACGGCAGAUGGGGAACACGGCAGAUGGGGAACACGGCAGAUGGGGAACGGCAGAUGGGAACACGGCAGAUGGGAACACGGCAGAUGGGGAACACGACAGAUCACGGCAGAUGGGGAACACGGCAGGGGGCACGGCAGAACACGGCAGAGGGGGGACGGCAGAUGGGGAACACGGCAGACGGGAACACGGCAGAUGGGGAACGGCAGAUGGGGAACACGACAGAUCACGGCGAGUGGGAACACGGCAGAGGGACACGGCAGAGGGAACACGGCAGACGGGAACACGGCAGAGCGGGAACACGGCAGAUGGGGAACGGCAGAUGGGGAACACGACAGACGGGGAACACGGCAGAUGGGGAACACGGCAGAAGGGGAACACGACAGAUGGGGAACACGACAGAUGUCGAUCGCGGUAUAAAAGAAUUAAGUUAUCUUACUCAAGGGCCUUUGUUAUUGAACUCAAAGAGUUAAGAUCAUUGCACUCAAAAGAUUAA